Messenger RNA from Cyphellophora europaea CBS 101466, 2139 nucleotides. RefSeq lists its product as uncharacterized. The record is from RefSeq and is a predicted model, not a curated record. The transcript has 2 exons. Bases 1 to 2139 code for a protein of 712 amino acids. Lineage: Eukaryota; Fungi; Ascomycota; Eurotiomycetes; Chaetothyriales; Cyphellophoraceae.
AUGAAGUUAUUACGCCUUAAAACGCGUGAAGCUCGUCCGGGCGAGAUCAAGAACAAUGAGACCUCAACGACAGCUAUACUUUCAAUAGGUCUGGAGGAGUUCAACGACAACGACAUUCCACCAUAUGCUGUACUUUCUCACACAUGGGAAUCAAGACCCGAGCACGAGGUUCUCUUUUCCGAUUUUCCAAUGGAAACGAGGGUUUUGGAGAGAAAACCUGGCUACGCCAAACUUGUAAACUUCUGUUCCAUUGCGAAGUCAAAAGGAUACAAUUAUGCCUGGAUGGACACCUGCUGUAUCAAUAAAACGAGCACGACUGAGCUGGCCGAGGCCAUCAACUCCAUGUACAAAUUGUAUCAGCAAGCUGGUAUAUGUAUCGCAUAUUUAAGCGAUUUUGACUCAGCAGCAAGUAAUGGGCAUCGUCAUCUUCGCGAACGAUUACAGACAUGCCGUUGGUUUACUCGCGGUUGGACGCUCCAGGAGCUCAUUGCCCCACGCUGGAUGGAAUUCUUCGGCCGCGACUGGCACUAUAUUGGGACAAAACGAGAGCUCAAAGAACACAUCUCAAACAUAACCCGUAUUCCAUGGAGAGUGCUGCUGGGCGACCCACCUGACACCUGUUCCAUCGCCCAGCGUAUGUCGUGGGCCGCCGGGCGUACGACAAAGAGGCCAGAAGAUCGAGCAUACAGUCUCCUGGGUAUCUUCGAUGUCAACUUACCGAUGCUGUAUGGCAUGUCCGACGCGCAAAAUGCUUUUGUGACCCUCCAGAAGGCCAUUAUGGAACACUCGGACGACCAGACAAUUUUCGCCUGGACCCGUGCGCUACCAACUAAGGGCCGUGGACACUGCGGCCUCUUGGCCACGACUCCUGAUGCGUUCGCCGACAGUGGACAUGUUGUCCGGUCUCCCUCUCCUGUGAUAUUCAAUCCAGAGGGAUAUGGAUUCAAGAAUGUGGGUCUGACACUCCAGAUGUGCACGAAGCCUUAUGCUGGUAGAACCUAUCUUGCGUUGCUCGACUGUGUCGAUGAACGGUUGCCAAGGGACCAAUUCGCCAUAUUCGUGGAGCGUUUGGCUGACACCUCCCAGUUUGCUCGCGUUCGUGUAGGUGAUGCCAGCAUUCAGGCCAUACGUCGUGGGGACUCCGAUCGGGACUGGAAGGUGCAGAAUAUCUGUGUCCAGCAACGCCCUGGGCCGGCGGUGAAUGAACGCUACGGAUUUUGGCUCAGAACAUUGGACAUCCCUGGUCUCAGCCCAACAGAAGUGCGUCGAUCCUUGGUCUGGUCAAAUCGUCCGACAGAGCACGAGUCCAACAAGGGUUGGGUCUUUGAUAUAGCCAGUGGAACAACAAGUACUGCAGGCAUCGUCUACCUCCCAAAACGGCAGCGCAACACAUCACUGGGCCAGGUUCGAUGGAUCAAGAUCGGGUUUGACGGCGACUUUUCACCGGUGAUUCUCCUUGGGACUAGAACGACAUUAUGGGGCCCAACCCCUUUCAACCUCGCACCCAGCCCGAACAAACUGCCGCGGCAAAGUAUUGGAGCCGGCCAUUCGAGACCCGACUUAGGGUUCUUCAACGAUCAAUGGAUGAAGCAUGGGUCUAAAUACGGCAAGUUCAAGUACGCAAACAAACCGCAUCACCACGACGUAGCCCACGUCUACGACGGAAGUGGCCUUCCCGUCGAUUCAGUGAGUAUCAUACGCGAUGCAGAAUCUAAAGAAAUAUCCCAGCGCACGUUCAAGAUGCGAGCAGGUCUUGACCUGGACAUCAAGAUCGGCAUGACGCGUUGCCUUGCGCCACCGGGUAGCAGUGAAGACGAGUCGACAAGCACGUGGUGGAUUCGUACGAUCGAUAUCACCGCCGCUUCACAUGCAUACUUAGCCUCUCCUACUCCUUCUCUUCCGUCUAGCGACGACUCUAUGAUAUACAUUCGCCGCAACCGACCCAGCGAAGACGUUGAGAGGCGAGGAAAGAAGGAACAGAGGACGCUUUUGGCUAUGGCUGGGGCAGCACUGGCGGUCCCAUUCCUGCAUAGAGCGCUCUCAUCCGAAUCUGGACAGAAUCUUAUUCGCCACUUCACCGGAGAGUCCACGGAGAAACAACGAAAGAUCGAGAGCGGUACCGCAGCGCCUCGCAGAUAG